Messenger RNA from Archocentrus centrarchus (flier cichlid), 1222 nucleotides. RefSeq names its product G2/M phase-specific E3 ubiquitin-protein ligase-like. The transcript is spliced from 10 exons. Gene Ontology annotation, molecular function: ubiquitin-protein transferase activity. Bases 200 to 1222 code for a protein of 340 amino acids. The record is from RefSeq and is a predicted model, not a curated record. NCBI's taxonomy places the organism in Eukaryota, Metazoa, Chordata, Actinopteri, Cichliformes, Cichlidae.
UGAAAGAGAUGCACUGGGACAUCAAGCUACAAUUCAGCCAGGACAGAUAUCUUUUGCUGAGGAUAAGGAUCCUUCUGAAACAAAUCCAGACAAGAGCUGCUACAGUAAAUACACAGAUCUGUAUGCACCAGGUGUUGAGGACGAGGAUGAGGAGCUGGUCCUUGUCAAUGUGGAGAAUUUCCAACACACAGUGAUUGAGAUGCACAUAACACUACCUGAAAUUGUAGCAAACCUGUCGCUUCCUAUUGAUCACAAAAGAGUCAGCAGGUUCAACAUCUCGAGGGCUAAUGUUUGGGAGGGAGCUGUCAGAGGUUUCAGACGUUCAUCAUAUUCUGAAAACUGUGACAUGCUGGUCAGAUUUACCGAUGAUGCAGGUGUUUAUGAGGAAGGGAUUGACACAGGUGGUCCGAGACGAGAAUUUUUAACUCUGCUAAUGAAGCACCUGAAAGACCGGCCAAUUUUUGAUGGACCAGAGGGACAUAGGUUCUUGGUCUACAAUGCAAAUGCUGUUAGGGAGGAUGAAUACUUCCUGGCAGGAAAGAUGAUUGCAGUUUCAGUUGUACAUGGAGGUCCGGGACCCCAUUUCCUGUCAGAAGAUCUUGUACAGUAUCUUGCUGGCCAGCCUUCAGUCAAACCAACAGUUAAUUUAAUAACUGAUGAAGAAAUAGGGAAAGCUUUGCGAGAGAUUGAGAAUGCUGCUACAUUGGAUGCUCUACAAGAAUGUAUCAUGAGACACAGCACAAUGUUGCAGACAGCAGGCUGUCUUAGACAUGUGGCUGCUGUGGACGAAAAGACAGAAAUUGUGGCCGACUACCUCCAGUGGUAUAUUAUUGACCGCAACUCAUCUGUAAUUGACAGAUUCAAAGAUGGUCUUUCAGCUCUUCAGUUCCUGACUGCACUACAGCAACACCAUACUUUGCUGACCCCUGUCCUGUGCCACUGUGAAAAGCGACUGACUGCCUUUGAGCUUGAGAGACUCUUCAAACCUCAACUCAGCCCUUCAGGGAGUAAUAGGAGACUGAAAGAAAGCCAAACCUUGGCCUGCUGGGCAGACUAUCUCCUUGAUUGUGAAGAAGGCGAGGCUGCUGUGUCUGUGGAAGACAUUUUGAUGUUUGCAACUGGGCUGACAUCACUUCCCCCAUCUGGCUUGGAACCACUGCCACAAAUAGAGUUCCUGGAUGAUGUUCCACUCCCAAUGAUCAGAGAUCCUGAUCCUGAAUAA